AUGCUCUAUAUCGCCUCGGCAUUACAACCGACGUCCAUCGUCGACUCGAAGCUCGUCCCGGGGUUCACCUCGCCGGGAUCGCAGUCGCUCCUCCUAGCCAAGCCCGAUCGGGUCGAGGUCUGGGAUGUGGAGGCUUCGGGGCUGGUCCAGAAGGGAUCGAUCCAGGUCUGGGGCAAUAUCAUCAGCGUAGAGAUUGUAGACGUCAAGGGCGCUCGACCUCACAUCCUCGUCCUUCUCUCCCCGCCUUCCGCUCGGCUGCUCCUCCUCACCUUUAGCGGGGCCCUCGCAGUCACCUCAACGAUGGCUCUGGUUCCUCCCACUCCGUCACUCCGCCGCGCAGAAUUCUUCACCUCGGUGAUUGCGCACGAAUCGACCGCUUUGGUCAGCCUUUGGGUGGGCGUCUUGAGCUGUAUCGAGAUGGAGGUGGAGAAGGAGAAGGGGCGCCGGAAGAGCGUCGCGACGGACGGCAAGCUUGUAUUCAAGGACAACUAUAACAUCAAUGUCCGAGAACAUAACCUCCUUUCCAUCGCAUUCCUCCCUCAACCUCUACCCUCCGGUCCACUCGCAAGCUUCCUCUACCUCACCCCCGGCCAGUCUCUCCAGAUGCAGACUCGUCUCCUCUCGCCAACUUCGCACUCCUUUACCGAUAUGUCGAGCCCUAUCGAUGUCGCCUCGCCCUCCGGAGAGGCGGUUGACGCCAAUACCGACUUUUCCGAUAUUCCCUUCUCCUGCCCAGCCGCGCGGCGCAUACUCCCUGUGCCAGGAAAGAACAGGAUGGCGUUGAUCAUGGGGGACGAGUACUCUGUCCUCUACUCCAUCACCCUCGUCGCUGCGCCUCCAGCUCGACGGCGCUCGUCAGUCGCUUCGGGUCCAUCGAUCAGCCCGCGCGCCUCGGCAAAGCGGUCCCCGCAGAAUGAGAUGAUUGGUGGUGGACAAGGAAAGCGGCGCAAGUCGAGCACGAGCAAGAGUGACGAGAAGUGGGAGAUGAAGCCUGUGUUUAGGAUACGGCAGGGGUUCGGGACGGUGUUGGCUGCGACGGUCUUACGGAGUGAUGAGCGCGGCGCCAGCGUUCUUAUCGGGGACGACAAUGGACGAGCUACGGCGAUAGGAUGGGAACACGGCGAGGGUAUCCUUGAGUCGACGCGGGUACAGAUCUUGGACCUCGGCCUUAUCUCGCCACCAUCAUCCCUUACUCCCUUCUCGCCCAAUCACAUCUUCAUCACCUCUACCGCAGGCGAUCAUCAGCUCGUCCGUCUUCAACCUGGAUCCUCGAGCAAGAUACAACCAAAACGGGACGCUGAGCCCGAGGUGGAGCAGGUACAGGGAUCACUAGAGGUUAUUGAGAGGUGGAUGAACCUGGCGCCAGUCAAGGACUUUACGGUCGUCUCGGAUGAGAGCGGGGCAGUGUCUCAUCUCAUUGUCGCUUCAGGAGCAGCUACGAGCAAUUCGCUUCGGAUCGUUCGGAGUGGUGUCGGUAUGGAGGAUACGAUGGUCAUUGAGGGGGUCACCGAUGUUCAGCGGAUGUGGACACUGGGCGAGCGGAUAUUGCUCUCGACGACAUCGUCGACGGCCAUGAUCACGCUGGAACCGGCCGAAGUGGAGCUGUGCGCUGCGCUUGCGUCCACGUCGACGAUAGCCGCAGGAAUGAUCGGGGACAAGCUCGUUACUGUCAAGGAGGGCGGCGUGGACGUCUGGUCGGACCUUGCGAGCGGGAGCCAGGCAUCCUGGCCGGCGUCGGGCGUCGUCACCGCCGCGAUUGGAGGGGGACACGUCGCUGUUGCUGUGGCAUCCCAAGUGGUAGUGUUAACAAAUGGGAUCAAGGAGUUAGGUACGAUCAACGCCUCUGCCGCAUCGCUUGCGAUCACCUCCACGACCCUAGCUAUCGGAACAUGGACAAACGAGAUCCUCCUCUACUCUCUGUCGGACCUCUCCACACCCACCACUAUCGUCAACGACUAUCACGCCAACUCCCUCACAUUCCAUACCAAGCUCCUCGCUGGACUCAGCGAUGGCUCGCUGGUCGUGUACGAUCUCGACGGCCUUACUGUCAAAUCACGAAAGGUGUCAAGUCUUGGGACCCGGCCGCUCGAGCUACAUCCCGUGCAGGGCUGGGAAGGGGAGGAACAGAUUCUCGCGGUGGGAUUGACGGAGCGGAUGAGUGUUCUCUUUGGGUCCAAGGACAGGGUGGACUUUUCGGCGGUCAGCAGAAAGGAUGUGACAGCCGCGACAUCCGUCAAGACUGCUCAGGGACAGGCUCUUGUGCUCGCUACAAGCAUCGGUCUGGUCAUUACCAAGGUCAACUCGCUCAAGAAGCUCUCGGUGCAGACGCUCGAUUUGAAGGAAAAGUCGGUGACCAAGUUGGCGCACCUCGAGGGGGUCUUGGCUGCUGGUUGCGUCACUCGGUCCAUGAGCAGCGGGACGGGAGAGAUAUAUCAGGCGGGAGUUCUGGAGCUGAGGGAUCCUGUGACGAUGAGAGUCAUCGGCAACAUGGAACUAUUCGAGCGCGAAGUCAUCACCACCCUUCAACCGGUUGUGCUUCUCGGCCGAUCCUACCUCGCUGUCGGUACUGCCAUCUUCUCGUCCGAGGCCGACUUUGAAGAUGCGGUCUUGGACAACGAGUAUCGCGUGACCGCCAAGGACGGGCGAGUGAUGAUCAUCGAGCCAACGCCCGAGGUCAACAUGAUUACUUUACUCAAGACGAACGGGCCGGUACACGACCUCAAGGUCAUUCAUGGUUUCCUGGCGGUCGCUGCAGCUAGCAGAAUCUCUAUCAAUCGCCUCACUCCUGGACCCAUGGCCACUCUUGUCGAGCUCUCGGCCUUCUCCUCCGCGUUCAUCGCGCAGCACCUCAGUGUCGCUCCUCGGACCAGCGAGCACCCAGAGGACCGCCUCGUCGUCGGGGAUGGAAUGCGCAGUAUCUUUGUGCUGGACGUGGAUGAGGGCAGUGGGGAGAUCUUUGGGGAUCAGCGGGAUAUGGCCACGCACUGUGUGCUGGGGAUGGAGGGGGUCAGGGAUGGUGGAGCGGGAGUUGUCGUGUCUGACGGCCACUCGAAUCUCCUUACCUUCCGCUUCAAGCAGGAGAUCGAAACGGCUGCUUCGUUCGGGCUGCACGAGGACGUGGUGCGAUUCCGUCAUGGCUCGCUCGCACCGCCUACAUCCGCACUGGACGUCAUCAACCCGGAUCUCCUCUACGCGACUGCCGAUGGUAGAUUGGGGAUGAUUGGCGAGCUCACACCUUCGGCCGCCAAGACGAUGGAUGAUCUGCAGCGGAACAUGGCGCGUCUGAUGAAGGGUCCAGGGAUCGAGUGGAAAGAUUGGCGGCGAGGCGGAUCGGAGCUCAUCAAGAGGGAGACGGCCGGUUUUGUCGAUGGCGACUUCGUACAAAUAUUCUUGGAUAGCGAGGAGCAAGACAAGGUACUGGCUGGCUCGAAUGUGCAUGAGCGGGUGCAAAAGGUGGUCAAGGGGUCCAAUGAGGCAGCGGAUCGGGGAGACGUCUCGAGGUUGCUGGAAGCUGUAGCGGGACUGCACUAG
Messenger RNA from Dioszegia hungarica, 3531 nucleotides. RefSeq names its product CPSF A subunit region-domain-containing protein. The transcript has 12 exons. Gene Ontology annotation, biological process: DNA repair; proteasome-mediated ubiquitin-dependent protein catabolic process. The coding region runs from base 1 to 3531 and encodes 1176 amino acids. NCBI's taxonomy places the organism in Eukaryota, Fungi, Basidiomycota, Tremellomycetes, Tremellales, Bulleribasidiaceae. The record is from RefSeq and is a predicted model, not a curated record. Gene Ontology annotation, cellular component: site of double-strand break; nucleus. Gene Ontology annotation, molecular function: nucleic acid binding; protein binding.